UGACCAUCAAGUUCUACAACUAUUUACACAUCUAUACAUUGCGAAUUGCCCCAAGCGCCAAAUAGGAUACUGCAAGACUCACACACAAUGUCCUCCACCACAUUUGCCUCCGAAGCCACCACCUUCGAAUCGGCCCUAACCAGCCUCUUCAGCGGCCCUCCUGAGACUACCGAAGCCGAUCUGGCCAAGCUCUUCACACCUACUUUCACACAACGUGACGAUGAGACAACGCGCGACUUCCCCGCCUUUGUUGCACACAUUAAGUGGCUGCGAGGAGUUCUUCCACCAGGAAGUGUGACGCUCAAGAUUACGCAGUUCCUGCGCGACGGGAAUCAAUUUGCGGAUAGACACAGCUCUACCAUGACGAUGCCAGAUGGAAAAGUGGGCGCCGCAGAGACGUUUAUGUUCGGGGAGGUGGCGGAGGAUGGGCGGAUCGAGUGGGUGGUGGAGACAGUGAAGCGGAAGUAGUGGAAG
Aspergillus vadensis CBS 113365 is the source of this 474-nucleotide messenger RNA. RefSeq lists its product as uncharacterized. NCBI's taxonomy places the organism in Eukaryota, Fungi, Ascomycota, Eurotiomycetes, Eurotiales, Aspergillaceae. The record is from RefSeq and is a predicted model, not a curated record. The transcript has a single exon. Bases 88 to 468 code for a protein of 126 amino acids.